Messenger RNA from Hymenoscyphus albidus, 2347 nucleotides. Lineage: Eukaryota; Fungi; Ascomycota; Leotiomycetes; Helotiales; Helotiaceae. The record is from the annotation of a GenBank genome assembly.
AUGACUACCGCCCUUACUGUGUAGUAAACGAAACCCUUUUCCAGGAGACCUGGCGUACUGUAGCUACCUACCCCUGUAACCUUGUACCGGAAUUUAUGAACGCCGCGUCCACUCUCAAAAAGUAGAUACGCGAUGUUCACCACCGCCAACCCCAACAACACUUGAACCCGGCCACUCUCUCGAACCCCACAUGGUUGCUGUCGCAAACCAUUUCGUCCAACUCAACAAUCGCACAUAGACAUUCACAGAAAACCUCCUCAUCUCAACCUUCAUCCGAGCAUUCUAGGGAUCCUCCCCAACACAACCAUGACUGAUACACUACAUAACGCGCCCAUAGUCCUAGACAAUGGCUCUGGCACCAUCCGAGCUGGGUUCGCAGGCGACGAUCUGCCCAAGUGUUAUUUCCCUUCCUUCGUCGGUCGACCGAAGCAUUUACGAGUAUUGGCGGGCGCAUUAGAGGGAGAUGUGUUUAUUGGGGAUAGGGCACAAGAGUUGAGGGGAUUACUGAAGAUUCGAUAUCCACUUGAGCAUGGAAUUGUCACGGAUUGGGAUGACAUGGAGAAGAUUUGGGAGUAUGUUUACAGCGAAGGGCUCAAGACAUUAAGUGAGGAGGUCAGUUUAGUUCUUGAUUCUAUGGUUAUGCUGGGGGAAUCGGCCAGCUCAUACCUACCUUGGGAAAGAGGCACUUUUGAUCGUAGCUAAUAAAAUUCUACAGCAUCCAGUAUUAUUGACAGAACCACCUCUCAAUCCGAGGAGCAAUCGAGAUACCGCCGCACAAAUCCUCUUCGAGACGUUCAACGUACCUGCCCUAUAUACCUCAAUUCAAGCUGUGCUAUCUCUGUAUGCUUCCGGUCGAACCACAGGAAUUGUACUAGACGCUGGAGAUGGAGUAUCACACGCAGUACCUGUAUACGAGGGAUUCGCAAUGCCAAGUUCAAUACGAAGAAUAGAUGUUGCAGGACGAGACGUAACAGAACACAUGCAAACACUAUUACGAAAAGCCGGAUAUGUAUUCCAUACGAGUGCAGAGAAGGAAGUUGUGCGAAUAAUCAAGGAGAAAGUCAGUUAUGUUGCGGCCGAUCCAAAGAGAGAAGAAAAGGAAUGGGUGAGUGCAAAACUUGGGGAUGGAAAGAUUGUGGAAUACGCUCUGCCAGAUGGACACAAGAUCAAGGUAUGCUGCCCCUCCUUUGACAAUAUUAGUAAACAUCCUAAUUCAGAUCAGAUUGGAGCAGAAAGAUUCCGUGCGCCCGAAAUUCUCUUUGAUCCAGAAAUCAUUGGUCUUGAGUAUCCUGGCAUUCAUCAAAUCGUGGUCGAUGCAAUUAAUCGAACGGAUCUCGAUUUGCGAAAGUCGCUAUUUGGCAACAUCGUUCUUUCUGGCGGAAGUACCCUGACCAAAGGUUUUGGUGACAGAUUAUUACAUGAAGUACAAAGAUUGGCUGUGAAGGAUAUGAGAAUCAAGAUCUUUGCCCCACCAGAGAGAAAAUACUCUACUUGGAUUGGCGGUAGUAUUUUAGCUGGAUUGAGUACAUUUAGAAAGGUAAGUUACACUUCGUUUGGUCGCCUGUUCAUAAAACUAAUUGUUCUAAAGAUGUGGGUAAGCAUGGAUGACUGGCAUGAGAACCCAGACAUAAUCCACACAAAAUUCACAUAAUCAACCUGGAAAUACAAUUAUUUGCUUUCCAGGUGGCCCUUGCCGACAGGAGGAGAAACAACUAAUAGUCAUCUCUUCCCUAAGAUGAUCUCCAGCAAUGCUUAGCAUGUAUCAAUUCAACGACGUCAACGAUAAACUUUCCAUUUUACUGCACAAGCCAUCCACUGCGAUGCAUACAAUCUCAACUCUAUUCGCUGUCUUUUAUAAGGUACGUUCGGCGUUGAACUAUGCCUGAAAAUACCGCGAGUCCUCAAGCGGAGUAUUUGAGGUCUUUAGGGGUUGGGGUUACGACUGGGAGGGAAGAGCUCGGCAUUGGUCUGGUAACCAGGUAUUCUGGCAUUGGGAAGGGAGAGUCAUACUCCUGACUUGAACUAUGUGUGAAGAUUACGUCUUAUGUUGGCGCAUGCAAUGCAGAGAGGGGAGCAUAAACUUAAUCAAUGAUACCCAUUUCCGCGAAUGCAGUUCCUGAUGAAGAAUAGCUAUUAAGGCAACACAGUGACUCGAUAUAUGUUUCACAUUCUGAUUUUUGGCUCUAAGAAGAGGCUAGACCUUACCUUUGGGAGACCAUGGGUAGCAGAAUAAGCCCUCAGGAAACAUGUUGGGCAGUGAAUAUCCUGCCCUAAGGUAGUCCACCGAAACUUAGGCCUGGCCCAUCAGCAUGGUAUGUCCGAGUUUGAUUUCGGGGGUUCAUUAAAU